Physella acuta is the source of this 1325-nucleotide messenger RNA. RefSeq lists its product as uncharacterized. The record is from RefSeq and is a predicted model, not a curated record. Lineage: Eukaryota; Metazoa; Mollusca; Gastropoda; Physidae.
AGCCAAAGACAGUUCAAGAUUAUUAAAAUGAAAGAAGAAAAAAACAGUCAAGUAGAGUUUAUUCCAGGACAUCAUGAAUGUGAGAUCUGUCCUGGAGGUGAAGCUGACUUACACCAGCACUGUGUUGACUGCAAGAAAAAUCCAGGUCAUGUCAACUUUAUACCUGUUAGUGAUUUUAACUUGGAUCAUCUCCCCUCACGUUACCGUGACGUCACCAUGUUGACGGCAAUCAAAGCUUUGUCUGCCCUAACGGUCCUGAUAAAGGUCAAGUACACCAGUCUAGAGAGACCAGAAUCUGGUGGAUGCUUCGGUGGUCAGUAUCCAUGUUAUUGCACCAGAGGAAGUGACGUGUUGAGGACAGGGACGGGGAGGGUGUGGAGUGUUGUUAAGUACACAGAGAGUGACAACAAGGGCACUUGUCCAUGUGGCAAGUGUCAACACUCGGACACACCCAGCAAAGUGUGGGGGGAGUUUCGUGUGUUGACAGCCAUCCAUGUGGUUUUUGAUGACAGUGAGGCGAGACAGACCAAGUGUGUUGUAGGUUAUGAUGACAAUAAAAGUCCUGGGGUCAGUCUCGAUGGCUGGAGGGUGGAGUGGACAGAUAUUGAGGGAGACAGAUGUGUUAUUACAUGUGCGUCAUGUGACUUAAAGUUGGUUGAUGAACUGGACAAGAUGUGUUUGCAUUUUCAUAAUCUAUGUGGGAAAGUAAGUGACAAAUACUGGAGGUUUGUUUAUGUGGACAAGUUGACCGUUAUAGUGUCACAUCCUCAUGGCUGUUCUAAACAGGUCUCUGUAGGAAAAUGGACAGAUAAAAAGCAAAAGAAGGGUUGGUACAAGUACACGUACACGUAUACAACAUGUACAUGUCGCGGCUCCAGUGGAGCCUAUGUCUACAUACCGGGAUAUGUCAGGCAGUCUUCACAUCCCCACAGUGGAACAAAUUCUAAAGGAAAUUACAGUGGACAGGGUGGGUUGGUUGUAUGAUUUAGAUUUAACGGUCGAUUCUCUUCCCUUGUAAGCACAAUAUUAGCGAAUGCAAUGACUUCUCCAAACUUUUAACUUGUUUGCUGAAAAAAUGAAUGUCUUCAACAGUAAUUUUUGUUUUCUGGUGGAGACAACAAAUAAUUUAUUUAGAACUAGCGUACCCGUCCCCGCGCGUUGCCGCGGGAAUAGAAGAAAGUCCGACGAAAUAUAUAAAAAGGGUUUCAUCCAUGCGUUACCAAUCCUAUAUUCUUAGACUCGUGACCUUGUUUUCUAAAAGUGAGUUAUUUAAAUGUAAACAAUGCUUACGCUUGGAUCAUAAAUAUCGGAUUACGGGUUUUCCU